UUAUCCAUGUGCGCUAAAAGAGAAAAAAAUACACUGAGAAACGCAAAAAAUAUUAUGCAUGAACAAUGCACCAAAGUUGAAAAAAGGUGUGUGUUACGAGCUAGGACCAUAUUCUGAAAAUAACUGAAUACUCAAAUAAACUGAAUUGUUCAUCAUCAAUCAUAAGAACAAUAAAGAGAGCUAUAUAGAAGCUGCAUUCGUUCUGAUUUCUACAUAACAGCAACAGAAUGAUGAUCCGAAUAGUUUUGUUUGGUUUAUGUUUUGGAUUUUCAAUGGCUUUCCGGGGUCCCCAUCAUCCGCGAAGUUCAGUUUCUCAUCAUCACUAUGUUCCUCAAGGAAAUAUUAAACUAACUCAAGAUUCUCAGCUACUCCAUGAUACUGCACAUUUAAUAGAAGAUAUGGGACAUCUUGGGGAAACGAUGGAUAUUUCAAAAAUGAACGCCGAAGAGUUGAGCUUUUACUACUUCAAGACUCAUGACAUGGAUAAUAAUACUAAACUCGACGGUUUGGAAAUGCUCCAUGCAAUUCAGCAUACAUUUCAUGAGCAUGACGAUAAACUUGGUGACUAUGAUAGUGAAAACCAAAUACAUCUUAUUAUUGAAUUAAUUGAUAGGGUUCUUGAAGAAGAUGACUUAGACAACGAUGGGUAUCUAGGAUAUAUUGAGUAUGUUUUAGCGAGACAAAAAAGUCAAACUGAUGUUCAAACGCCAAGAAACAAUUUGAACCUUUAA
This is a messenger RNA of Aphidius gifuensis, 731 nucleotides long. Its product is annotated as multiple coagulation factor deficiency protein 2 homolog. NCBI's taxonomy places the organism in Eukaryota, Metazoa, Arthropoda, Insecta, Hymenoptera, Braconidae. The record is from RefSeq and is a predicted model, not a curated record. Bases 228 to 731 code for a protein of 167 amino acids. The transcript is spliced from 5 exons.